This is a messenger RNA of Daldinia caldariorum, 1356 nucleotides long. RefSeq lists its product as uncharacterized. The record is from RefSeq and is a predicted model, not a curated record. The coding region runs from base 1 to 1356 and encodes 451 amino acids. The transcript is spliced from 4 exons. NCBI's taxonomy places the organism in Eukaryota, Fungi, Ascomycota, Sordariomycetes, Xylariales, Hypoxylaceae.
AUGAGUUCUGACGAAGAAUUCACCACGCCACUGCUAUACUUAAAGGCUCGACACCAGCAUAGCGAUGCACCCCAAUAUCCAAUGUUGAGCGGAAUUUCCACUAUGCGUGCUCCCACUGGAGAAGAAGUAUGUGGCGAAAAGAGAAAGUCUGAAGACCAUGGUGAGGCAUCAGGCAAGAAGCGCAAGAAGAAGAAGACUUCAGGCGAUUUAGAUUUCUCAGCAAGUGCAGCAAGCGCUAUAUCCAAGUCGUCGAAGGAAAAUAUUGAUCGCGAAAAGGAUAAUGACGCUCAAGAAGCCGGUGACGUACUAUCUCCAAAUACCUCCACCCAAAUCAAGGGUCAUAAGUCGACAGAGAAACAUAAGGCGAAAGCUGAGCGUCGAGAGGAAAGAGAGUCAAGCAAACGUCGAGGACGCCAGCAUUCACACUCAGCAGUGAAUGACGCCAUAGCUGGCGCAUCAACCUCUACCCAUGAUGCUCAGGCUGCCGACCUGGAGAAACUCGAACAGAGACGUAGACUGGACGAGAUCGUCAAAGAUCACAUCGAUGACUGGGGCAUCGUUACUGACCGACCUGGUGCCAAGGAGAAUGAUGCAGAUUGGAUGAUGAUGUCUGGUGGGCUAGUCACCGCCCCCCUUGAGGUUCAGGAAUUAUGGGAUAUCAGAAACCCCGUCUCAGGAGACCUCAGCGAUGGCAGCGAACUUAAAGUCACAAGUCAGGAAACUUAUAGUUCGGUAGUGCCUUCAACUUCCCAAGCCUCUGUAGAAGCUUCGUCUUCGUCUUCAUCUGCAUCUUCGUCUUCGUCUUCUGGAUCGUCCACUACGGUCUCCUCGCCAACGCUCCAUACUAAACAAUCCCAGCGACGUCAGUCUGGAAAUUUCGUUCGUCCUACGAAAAUCAGCGGUCCCUUAGCUCCUCGGUUCUCUGAUCGAACCAUGCCUGCCAUCACUCCUACAUUUGCACCCACGACAAUCCUCACUAAUACUCAAGCGGUUGAUUCAAACCAGGAAGAGGCCGAUGAAGAGGAAGAUGAAUAUUACACACGGCCGGGUGCACCCCAAUCAUACACCCAACCAAACGUGGGACUAUCUUCGCACAGGCCUUCGACAUCCUCCCAUCCUCGUCUUGGACCGGCCUCAUAUGCCGUCCCGCAACCUAUCGAUGAUCUCGUUACCCUAGUUGGGGUCCCGGGAGUUGAGUCGCCUAGUACAAGGACUAGUAACGGCGGGCCAUCCUCCUUCGGCCAUUACGGGGGACAACAUAUCAACCGUCAAGUCCCCCUCGUCGAGGCUCUUGCAAGGGACCGCGCGGUCUUGGAAAAAGAGAAGGAGUUGUGGACUAGAAUGAUAGGCUUUUAA